CCAAUUGAGGUUCUGAAGGAGGACAAAGGAAAUGUGGAGUGGGCAGUGGAGGAGUAACUGUGCUUUGCUUUUCUGUCUCCCGUAUUUUAUAGACAUACAUUUGGAACUUAGUGUAGCACAAAUUCUAAUUGGGCUUAAUAAUAAAAUCCUGGAGUCAGAUAUUGGGGGUAAAAGAACAGGAAACACAAGAAGAGGAACGUUUGAUGGAAGAAAAGAAAAAGAAAAAGCAGGAAGACAAGAAAAAGAAGGAAGGUGCUCAGAAAAAGGCUGCUGAUCCAAAAACCAAAGUGCCAGAACUUACUAAGACCUGUUCAAGCCAGCCCCAACCUGCCGGUACCAGUACCAGUACUUCCACCAGCACUCUCUCUAGCAGCAGCAAUGGCAAACGUUCAUCUGCCUGUGGCCAGCAGCCAGCUGCAUCCCGUUACCUGCCUCGGGAGGUGCCUCCACGCUUUCGCCAGCAAGAACAGAAGCAGCUGUUAAAGAGAGGCCAGCCAUUGCCUACAGGGACUCUGACCAGUGUGAGCCCAGCACAGGCUGCUAGACCUGCAGGAGCAAGCCCUCCUCCCCUCCCUGGAGCUGGGACACAGCAACAUCCCAGCAAACUCCAGCCAGAUCUUGGUCACAGUGGAUUGGCAGAUCAUUAUGAAAACUCCCAUUGGGGACAGCAGCCCUCUUACAGAAGUGAAGCCAACUGCAGCUGGGAUAAAGUGACCAUAGACAGGACUGACCAGGAGGUGUGGCCGUCCAUCCCAGUAACUGAGACUGAAUCUGCCUCAGAAUGUCCUACAGAUACUGACCCUGCCUCCAACUGUGGCUCAGAGAACAGUAGCAUGGCUACAGGGAGCGCCCAGGGCAGCUUCACAGGACAUCCCAAGAAGACAAAUGGCAAUAAUGGCACCAGUGGUGCGCUCGUCCAAAGCCCUUCGAAUCAGAGUGCCCUUGGGGCAAGUGGAACCAACGGGAAUGGAGGUGUGGCCAGAGUGUGGGGUGUAGCCACAGGCUCCAGCUCUGGCCUGACUCAUUGCUCUGUUGGUGGUGGAGAUGGAAAGAUGGACAACAUGAUCGGAGAUGGGAGAAGUCAAAAUUGUUGGGGUGCUUCCAACUCCAAUGCGGGCAUUAAUCUCAACCUUAAUCCUAAUGCCAACCCAGCUGCCUGGCCUGUACUCGGGCAUGAAGGAACUGUGGCAACAGGCAACCCUUCCAGUAUUUGCAGUCCAGUCAGUGCCAUAGGUCAGAAUAUGGGCAGCCAGAAUGGGAACCCAGUGGGCACCCUAGGUGCCUGGGGAAACUUGCUGCCCCAAGAGAGCACAGAACCACAGACGUCCACUUCUCAGAAUGUGUCUUUCAGCGUACAACCUCAGAACCUUAACACUGAUGGACCAAAUAACACUAACCCCAUGAACGCUUCACCAAACCCUAUCAAUGCAAUGCAGACAAACGGACUGCCAAACUGGGGCAUGGCUGUUGGUAUGGGGGCCGUCAUCCCGCCCCACCUGCAAGGCCUUCCUGGUGCUAACGGAUCAUCAGUCUCUCAAGGCAGUGGAAGUGGUGGGGAAGGAUUGGGCAGUUCUGUGUGGGGACUGUCCCCUGGAAACCCUACCACAGGAAACAACAAUUCUGGGUUUAAUCAGGGGAAUGGAGACACUGUGAACUCAGCAUUAAGUGCUAAACAGAAUGGAUCCAGCAGUGCUGUGCAAAAGGAAGGGAAUGGAGGGAGUGCCUGGGACUCGGGACCUCCUGCAGGUCCUGGCAUCCUUGCCUGGGGAAGGGGCAAUGGCAACAAUGGCAUUGGUAAUAUCCAUUCAGGAGCUUGGGGCCACCCCAGCCGAAGCUCUUCUAAUGGUGUGAAUGGGGAGUGGGGGAAGCCCCCAAACCAGCAUUCCAGUAGUGACAUCAAUGGGAAAGGAUCAACAGGGUGGGACAGUCCCAGUGCCGCCAGCCAGACACCUGCCUUGCAGCCUGGCAGUGAACACAUGAACUCAUGGGCCAAAGCCGCAUCUUCUGGAACUACAAGUGAAGGAAGCAGCGAUGGGUCUGGCAAUCACAAUGAAGGAAGCACUGGGAGGGAAGGAACAGGAGAGGGCAGGAGGCGAGACAAGGGGGUUCUAGACCAAGGGCACAUCCAGUUGCCAAGGAACGAUCUUGACCCAAGAGUUCUGUCUAAUACUGGUUGGGGACAGACUCCUGUAAAGCAAAACACUGCCUGGGAAUUUGAAGAGUCCCCCAGGUCUGAGAGGAAAAAUGACAAUGGGACAGAGGCCUGGGGUAGUGCAGCUACUCAGCCUUCAAACUCAGGGGGGAAGAGUGAUGGGUCCAUCAUGAACAGUACAAAUACCUCUUCAGUAUCGGGGUGGGUCAGCUCGCCACCUGCCGCCGUGCCAGCAAACACAAGCUGGGGAGACAGCAACAACAAAGCGCCAACUGGCCCAGGAGUUUGGGGGGACUCAAUAAGCUCUACUGCUGUUAACAAUGCUGCUGCCACCAAGAGUGGCCAUGCUUGGAGUGGGACCGUAAACCAAGAGGACAAAUCACCCACCUGGGGUGAGCCUCAGAAACCCAAAUCCCAAAACUGGGGAGAUGGACAAAGAGCAAACCCAGCCUGGAGUGCAGGAGCAGGAGACUGGGCAGAUUCAUCAUCUGUCCUUGGACAUCUAGGGGAUGGGAAGAAAAAUGGAUCUGGAUGGGAUGCUGAUGGUAAUAGGUCAGGGUCUGGUUGGAAUGAUGCCACGAGAUCUGGGACCAGUGGCUGGGGCAGCGGCACAAAUGCUAAGGUGAAUCCAGGUACAAAUUGGGGGGAGUCUCUCAAGACUGGUACCCAGCAGAACUGGGCUCACAAGCCUCAAGACAACAAUGUGAGUAACUGGGGAGGAGCUGCUUCUGUUAAGCAGACAGGGACAGGGUGGAUUGGGGGGCCACUGCCAGUCAAGCAGAAGGACAACAGUGAGGCAACUGGCUGGGAGGAGCCUUCCCCACCAUCCAUCCGACGCAAAAUGGAAAUUGAUGAUGGUACCUCAGCUUGGGGGGACCCAAGCACCUACAACAAUAAAACUGUAAACAUGUGGGACAGAAACAAUCCAGUCAUCCAGAGCAGUACCACAACCCCGGCCACUCCCACGACCCCCACCUCGAGCAGCACCACACACCAGGCCGAGACGCCACCUUCACACCAGGCUGGCACUCAGCUGAAUCGGUCACCACUGCUCGGGCCAGUUUCAUCCGGCUGGGGAGAAAUGCCCAGUGUUCACUCCAAGGCUGAGAACUCAUGGGGAGAGCGAUCCUCCCCAUCUCCCCUAGUCGACAAUGGCACAGCAGCGUGGGGGAAGCCUCCCAGCAGUGGCAGUGGAUGGGAUCAUCCUGCUGAACCAGUGGUGCCAUUUGGAAGAGCUAGCGCUCCUGCUGCUGCCCCAGCCCUGUGCAAACCAGCUUCCAAAUCUAUGCAAGAAGGCUGGGGCAGUGGUGGGGACGAAAUGAACCUGGGCACCAGCCAAUGGGAGGAUGAGGAUGGGGACAUGUGGAAUAAUGCUGCCUCUCAAGAAAGCAGCUCAUCCUGCAGCUCCUGGGGCAAUGCCUCAAAAAAAGGACUUCAGAAGGGCAUGAAGACGCCUGGCAAGCAGGAUGAGGCCUGGAUCAUGAGCCGGCUGAUCAAACAACUCACAGACAUGGGCUUCCCGAGAGAGCCAGCUGAAGAGGCCUUGAAGAGCAACAGUAUGAACCUUGACCAGGCCAUGAGCGCUCUGCUGGAAAAGAAGGUGGACAUGGACAAACGUGGACUGGGAAUGACCGACUACAAUGGAAUGGUCACCAAACCCCUCGGCUGCCGCCCACCAAUCUCCAAAGAGUCUUCCAUGGACCGCCCCACCUUCCUUGACAAGGAUGGCGGCCUCGUGGAAGAGCCCACGACUUCACCGUUUUUGCCUUCCCCAAGCCUGAAGCUCCCCCUUUCCAACAGUGCACUCCCUAAUCAGGCCCUGGGUGGGAUUGCCUCAGGGCUGGGCAUGCAAAACUUGAACUCUUCUAGACAGCAGAUCCCGAGUGGCAAUCUGGGUGUGUUUGGCAAUAGCGGAGCAGCACAAGCCAGGACCAUGCAGCAGCCGCCAGUGCAGCCUCUUAAUUCCUCCCAGCCCAGCCUCCGUGCUCAAGUGCCUCAGUUUCUAUCCCCUCAGGUUCAAGCACAGCUUUUGCAGUUUGCAGCAAAAAACAUUGGUCUCAGCCCUGCACUAUUAACCUCGCCAAUUAACCCUCAGCAUAUGACGAUGUUGAACCAGCUCUAUCAGCUGCAGCUGGCGUACCAACGUUUACAAAUCCAGCAGCAGAUGUUACAGGCCCAGCGGAAUGUUUCCGGACCCAUGAGGCAGCAGGAGCAGCAAGUUGCGCGCACAAUCACUAAUCUGCAGCAGCAGAUCCAGCAGCACCAGCGCCAGCUGGCCCAGGCCCUGCUUGUAAAGCAGCCUCCACCACCGCCACCCCCGCCGCACCUGUCUCUGCACCCUUCUGCAGGCAAAUCGGCCAUGGAUAGCUUCCCCCCUCAUCCUCAGACUCCCGGCCUUCCUGACCUGCAGACCAAAGAGCAGCAGUCUUCACCCAACACCUUUGCUCCUUAUCCUCUUGCUGGAUUAAACCCAAACAUGAAUGUCAACAGCAUAGACAUGAGCAGUGGUUUGUCUGUGAAGGACUCAUCUCAGUCCCAGUCACGCCUCCCUCAGUGGACACAUCCCAACUCCAUGGGUAACUUGUCUAGUGCUGCUUCUCCCCUGGACCAGAAUCCUAGCAAGCAUGGUGCUAUCCCUGGAGGUCUAAGCAUCGGGCCUCCAGGUAAGUCCUCCAUUGAUGACUCGUAUGGCCGGUACGAUUUAAUCCAGAACAGUGAGUCACCAGCCAGUCCUCCCGUAGCUGUUCCUCAUAGCUGGUCACGUGCCAAAUCUGACAGUGAUAAGAUCUCAAAUGGCUCCAGCAUCAGCUGGCCCCCAGAAUUCCAUCCCGGAGUUCCGUGGAAAGGACUUCAGAAUAUUGAUCCCGAGAAUGACCCUGAUGUCACUCCUGGCAGUGUCCCUACUGGACCUACCAUCAACACCACCAUCCAGGAUGUCAACCGCUACCUCCUCAAGAGUGGAGGUAAACUGUCAGACAUUAAAUCAACGUGGUCCUCGGGCCCAGCCUCUCACACACAAGCCUCUCUGUCUCAUGAGUUGUGGAAGGUACCCAGAAACACUACUGCACCCACCAGGCCACCUCCAGGCUUAGCCAAUCCCAAGCCUUCCUCUACCUGGGGCACCAGCCCCCUAGGCUGGACCAGUUCCUACUCCUCGGGUUCUGCUUGGAGUACUGACACCUCAGGAAGAACAAGCAGCUGGCUCGUUCUGCGCAACCUCACACCCCAGAUCGACGGUUCUACACUGCGGACGCUGUGUUUGCAGCAUGGGCCUCUCAUCACAUUCCACCUGAAUCUGACCCAAGGCAACGCUGUGGUCCGGUACAGCUCCAAGGAAGAAGCCGCCAAGGCCCAGAAGUCUCUGCACAUGUGUGUCCUGGGAAACACAACCAUCUUGGCUGAGUUCGCUGGUGAAGAAGAAGUGAACCGGUUCCUGGCCCAAGGCCAAGCCCUCCCACCCACCUCCAGCUGGCAAUCCAGCAGCGGGGGCAGCCAGCCCAGGCUGGGCUCCUCAGGCAGCACCCAUGGCCUAGUGCGCAGCGACACUGCCCACUGGAACACCCCAUGCCUGAGUGGCAAAGGCAGCAGUGAACUGCUGUGGGGUGGGGUGCCCCAGUACUCCAGCAGUCUCUGGGGCCCUCCCAGUGCUGAUGAUGCCAGGGUGAUCGGCAGCCCCACGCCUCUCAACACUCUGCUGCCUGGGGACCUGCUCAGCGGCGAGUCCAUCUAGGGGUCACCGUCACUGGGGAGGAGAGAGCUGACCAUGCCAGGCCCGGCUCUGAGGCUCCAGCUGAUGGACAAGCUGCCCCUUCGAGUACCUCUGUCCAGUUUUGAAGAUGAACCUUGGCCUCAGCCCUUGCGAACUGUUGAAGACAGUGCGGGCUGCGUUUGGUCAGUGUCACGUGCUAACGACAAGAUGUUCCUCAUAGCUUUUUAUUUUAUGUCGUCUUACGUUGUACGGUGUGUUGUCAUUUUGAGUUUUAAGUAUAAAAGCUGCUUAGAAUAGUUCUAUCAUGAA
Peromyscus eremicus (cactus mouse) is the source of this 6170-nucleotide messenger RNA. It is a transcript of the gene Tnrc6c, whose product is annotated as trinucleotide repeat containing adaptor 6C. The record is from RefSeq and is a predicted model, not a curated record. Gene Ontology annotation, biological process: miRNA-mediated post-transcriptional gene silencing; positive regulation of nuclear-transcribed mRNA poly(A) tail shortening. Gene Ontology annotation, molecular function: protein binding; RNA binding. The transcript has 22 exons. The coding region runs from base 204 to 5882 and encodes 1892 amino acids. Lineage: Eukaryota; Metazoa; Chordata; Mammalia; Rodentia; Cricetidae. Gene Ontology annotation, cellular component: nucleoplasm; P-body.